AUGGAGUUUAUGAACUGGGGUUCUUCAGUCCUAACGACUCCGAGAAUCAGUAUGUCGGAAUCUGCUUCAAGGGUAUCACUCCCCGGACGGUUGUGUGGGUGGCCAAUAGAGAAAACCCUAUCACAGACUACACAGCAAAACUCACUAUCACCAGCAGUGGAAGUCUUCUCUUACAUAAUGGCAAACAUGGCGUUGUGUGGUCCAUCAGAGAAAUUUCACACGUCGGAAAUCUUAUUGUCAAAGAGAGCAUCUCAAGAAACACUCUAUGGGAAAGCUUUGAGCAUUUUGGUGAUACUUUGCUUCCUUUUUCUCCCCUCAUGUAUAACCUCAACACUAACGAGAGAAGAGUGUAGACUUGUUGGAGAAGUUACACUGAUCCAUCGCCUGGCGAAUUUGUUGCUCAGAUUACACCGCAAGUGCCAUCACAGUUGUUUACUUACGAGAGGCUCCAUGCCUUAUUAUAGAUCCGGACCAUGGGCUAAAACAAUGUUCACAGGUAUACCGAGAAUGGAUGAAACAUUAACAAGCACAUUCAUCAUUCAGCAAGAUGCAAAUCUCGGGUCCUCCUCUUAUAUAAGCAGAAACUUAAAGCUCUCACGUUUGGUUUUAACCUCAGAUGGCUUCUUGAAGAGGUUUCAGCAUAGUGGUACCGACUGGGAAUUAACCUAUGACUAUGAGUCUCCAGCUAACUCAUGCGAUCAUUAUGGUGUAUGUGGACCUUUUGGCGUGUGUGUCACGUCAGCGUCACCAAAGUGUAAAUGCUUCAAAGGGUUUACACCAAAACACGUUGAGAAGUGGAAAAGAGGAAACUGGACUGAUGGUUGCGUAAGGCACACGGAAUUGCUAUGCCAGAGAAACUCUACUGGUAAAGAUGAAAACAUCUUCCAUCAAGUUGCCAACGUAAAGCCUCCAGACUUUUACGAGUUUGUAAUCUCUGUGGAUUCUGAAGACUGCAACCGAGGCUGCCUCCAAAAUUGUUCUUGCUUGGCCUUUGCUUAUAUCCGUGGAAUUGGGUGCUUAAUCAGGAAUCAGGAGCUGUUGGAUGUAGCGCAAUUCUCUAAGGGAGGAGAGCUUCUUUCCAUUCGUCUUGCACGCUCUGAACUAGGUGUAGGUGGAAAUGAGAGGAACAAGACCAUUGCUGCUAGUGUUGUGAGCCUUUCUCUUUUUGUGAUAUUGGUUUAUGAAUAUAUGGUGAACAAAAUCCUUGACACUUUUCUCUUGGUUGAUUCAAGAAAAAGGCUUGAGCUUGAUUGGCCAAAGAGAUUUGAUAUCAUUCAAGGUAUUGCACGUGGACUUCUCUAUCUCCACCGUGACUCACGCCUCAAGGUCAUUCACCGAGAUCUCAAGGUCAGCAAUAUUCUUCUGGAUGAGAACAUGAACCCGAAAAUAUCAGAUUUUGGAUUGGCUCGGAUGUUUCAGGGAACUCAAAAUCAGGACAACACUCACAGUGGAUAUAUGUCUCCUGAGUAUGCAUGGACUGGGAUGUUCUCUGAGAAAUCAGACAUCUACAGCUUCGGAGUUCUUCUCUUAGAAAUCAUCAGCGGAGAGAAGAUCUCAAGAUUCAGAUAUAAUGAAGAGUGUAAAACCCUUCUUGCAUAUGCGUGGGAAUCUUGGUGUGAAACGGAGGAGUUGAUUUUCUGGACAAGAUCUUGCUGA
This is a messenger RNA of Microthlaspi erraticum, 1656 nucleotides long. The record is from the annotation of a GenBank genome assembly. NCBI's taxonomy places the organism in Eukaryota, Viridiplantae, Streptophyta, Magnoliopsida, Brassicales, Brassicaceae.